Zasmidium cellare ATCC 36951 is the source of this 648-nucleotide messenger RNA. RefSeq lists its product as uncharacterized. The record is from RefSeq and is a predicted model, not a curated record. The coding region runs from base 1 to 648 and encodes 215 amino acids. Gene Ontology annotation, molecular function: protein binding. The transcript has 2 exons. NCBI's taxonomy places the organism in Eukaryota, Fungi, Ascomycota, Dothideomycetes, Mycosphaerellales, Mycosphaerellaceae.
AUGCCUGCAGAUCCACGUGGUUUCGAGACGGAUCGCAAAAAGCACGAGGAACUCAACAUUGUCAUCCACAAAGAUCUCCUCUGCGACAACUCCCCUUUCUUUGCAGCGAGCCUGAAGGAAGACUGGAAAGAAGGCCAGGAAGGGAAAGUGCCUCUACCCGACGAUGACUACGACACGGUGGAGCUGUACCGACAGUGGCUGUACAGAGACAAACUCGCCGUCCGUAGGCCUGCACAGGAAUCAGGAACAGAUGGUGUUGAGUUCCGUAACUUGGUCGAUGCGUUUAUCUUCGGAGACAAGGUACAGGAUGGCAAUUUCCAGGACGCUACCAUUGACGCCUUAAUCGCAGCUACGAACACGCCUGAUCUGAACAACAAGACCUAUUAUCCUGCGAGCACCACAGUGGACCAUGCUUUCAAACACACGCUCGAAGACUCCCCGCUGAGGAGGUUGCUUGUUGACAUGUAUGCCUACCACGGCUCUCAAGAGUGGCCAAGAGGCCAGAACAUCGAGUUUCUACAGCAGCUCGUGAAAGAGAUGUUCAAAGUUCGUCCGAAUAGAUUCGGUGCCAAUCAGACAUCGCAAUCUGCAAACAGCUGCUCAUAUCAUCAUCAUGAGAAAGACAGUGCUUGCUACGGCUCUGGAUGA